AAAGCGCAAACCAUUUCAUUUUUCACGCUUAGCACAUUUUAUUAAUAUCGAGCAAGUUUAAAAGUCAUCUCAUGUAUUCAACUCUCGUCUUUAUUCUUGAUUUCGAUAUUUUUUAUGAUUUAAAACGCCUGCAUGUGUGUGUGACAGCGUUAAUUCCCCCCACCUAGUGCCCAGGCUUCGGUUUCCAUCACGGUCGUGUCGUCUGGGACAACAAAUGAACUUGACAACGACUUCUUGUACAAGGAAAACCUUUUUAAAUCUCUUUUAUUUAUGGGUCGUUUCGGAUAAAAAAAAAACACCAUGAGCCGGCUAUACGACACUAUAGAGCCGUCGGUUAUCGACGAGCACAUGCUAAAGCAAGCUGUUGAAGAACAAGGGCCAAAAGGGGAAGCUGGUCGCAUCGCGAAGCAAGAAGGAAUAGACUUUGAAAAUGUCCUGGCGCUGAGACUUGAUUUUAAAAAUAUACUGAAGAUCGAUAAUCUUUGGAGCUUUGUAAAUCUCACCACACUACAGCUUGAUAAUAACAUCAUUGAGAAGAUCGAAGGUCUGGAUAUGCUGGUGAAUCUUCAGUGGCUGGAUUUGUCAUUUAACAAUAUAGAGGUAAUAGAGGGAUUGGACAAGCUGACAAAAUUAAAAGACCUUACCCUCUACAAUAACAGAAUUACGAAAAUUGAAAACAUGGAUAGUCUCACUAAUCUGCAUGUGUUUUCCAUUGGCAACAACAGCCUCAAGCAAUUGGAUAAUGUGAUAUAUUUGAGGCGGUUCAAAAAUCUAAGGACACUCAACCUCAGCUUUAACCCGUUCUGUGAAGACUCCAAAUACAAGGAAUACGUCAUUGCGCAUCUGCCAGAUCUAGUAUACCUAGACUUCCGCCUGAUAGACGAGACUGCAAGAGAAGCAGCCACCGAAAGGUAUAAGUACUCAAUAGAAGAGAUGGUACAUGAUGAAACAGUGGCCCAAAAGAAACAAGACGAGGAGGAGGCUAGAAAUAAAGAGAGACUGCUACAUAAGGCUGCAUAUGUGGACGAGCUCAAUGGCCGUGCCCUGUAUGAGUCCAUGUUUAGCGAAGAUCCUGAAGUCAACAAGAUGUCCAUUCUUCCUGGAAUGGAAGACAUCCUCAAAAACUUCCAAGAUAAAUUCACUGCUGUUUGCCUGGAAAUCUUUGAGUUUGGUCUAAAGGAGAGCAAGAAACGUAAAGAAGAGGUGGACUCAUUUUUCCAGUGUCUAAAUGAGGCCAAGACUGACAACAAGUCAGAGGGCGUCAAGCACAUCCAAAAAUACAUUGACUUCAAGAAGAAGGCAUUCCUGGAUUACUCAAAUACAACAGACACUGCGGUCCUGGAAACCAUGAUGAAAGAGAUACAAGAAGAGAUUACUAAGCUGUGGGACACACUGAUGGGGCUGGAGAUGCAACUAGUCGACCAGCUAGAGGACACAAUUAAGGAUUUUGAGCGCAGCAUGGCAGACAUGGUCACGUCCUUCGUUGAGAAUGUGCAGGGACUGAUGACGCAGUUGCGUGACCUGGAGAAUAUUCAUAACGAGAGGGUGUCUGACAUCGCGGUGGUCACGCUAGAGAAGCUGAUGAAGAACGAGCUGGAAGAGGACUUACCUGACGACCUCAGAAUGCUUUUCGUGGACAAAGACACAAUCAUGAAUGCUGUCAGCGCCUCCCAUGACACUCACCUUCUUAAGAUCGACAACAAGGAAGACGAUAUCGUGACGCGUGCGAACACCACGAUGCAAACCUUGAUCGAGAACAUCCACAGCGACGAAAUCAAGCGGAACCGCGACCGCGUGGCCGAAAUCAACAACCUGAUCGAUCACUUUCGGGACGAGGCCGAGAGCUAUGAGAUGAGCGGGCCUAUAUAGACCCGCGGGAACACCCUUGAGUGGCGGGAUCACUCGCGGUUAACGGGAUUCUAGAACGAGGAGGUUGAUAGCAGAAAAGUAAUCUUUGGCAUUUUGGUCGUGUUGGUUUAGGCGUUUUUUUUAAAAAUAAAACGCGUCUGUUAGGAUGAUGUGUAAAUAUGUUCAUAUGCGAACUUUGUAUUAAACACUUAUGUUACUAUAUAGUCUUUUAUGUCAGUGACUUGUUUUACAAAUGUUUCAUAUUUAUUCUUGCUAACGUUUGUCAGGAGCUCAAUCUUUCACUAAGGUCUAAUUUAGAAACUUUUUUUCAUGUACCAAAUGCAAAUGCUGGCAAAUGAAACAAUACGAUUGUUCUAUGAAAAGAAUGAAAAGAACGGCGUUUGUGCUAGGCCUAAA
Molecule: messenger RNA, 2265 nt
Organism: Nematostella vectensis (starlet sea anemone)
Lineage: Eukaryota; Metazoa; Cnidaria; Anthozoa; Actiniaria; Edwardsiidae
Product: dynein regulatory complex subunit 3
Exons: 11
Coding region: 301-1869 (522 amino acids)
Molecular function (GO): protein binding
Source: RefSeq, a predicted model, not a curated record